Molecule: messenger RNA, 2386 nt
Organism: Suillus paluster
Lineage: Eukaryota; Fungi; Basidiomycota; Agaricomycetes; Boletales; Suillaceae
Product: Na+/solute symporter
Exons: 27
Coding region: 188-2182 (664 amino acids)
Biological process (GO): urea transmembrane transport
Cellular component (GO): plasma membrane
Molecular function (GO): urea transmembrane transporter activity
Source: RefSeq, a predicted model, not a curated record
ACCAGGAUAGAACGACACGGGCCUCCUUGAGAUUUCCCUUAGCAUCCAAAGAACGAUGAACGUAUCACACGAAUGACAGACCACCUCUUUGCUUAUCUUUCUCGAUAUUCUUAGACGCUAUGAUAAAAACGAAGGCAAGCGGUAUGUCUAGCAGUCGUAUAGCUCUACUCCUUUCGUGUCUGUAAGGAUGUCUCAAAUCGCAGAUUUCAAGCCCAUUCUUGAUCAGAGCGUUGGUUACGGAGUUGUUAUCGGAGUCGGGUUUUUCUUUGCCCUCGUCAUGUUAUGCUUGACCGCGGUGCAAUCUAACUUCUCUCGGUUUACCCCAAGUUCAUCUGAAGAGUUCACGAGUGCUUCUCGUAGUGUCAAACCUGGAUUAGUGUGCUGUGGCAUCGUCAGUGCCUGGACAUGGAGCGCCACUCUCCUUCAGUCUAGUACUGCAGCCUAUACAUUUGGUGUCAGCGGCCCUUGGUGGUAUGGUGCGGGCGGUUCUAUCCAAGUUGCAAUGUUUGGAAUGGUGGCCGCUAAAGUCAAAAUGAAUGCAAAUGGCGCUCACACGUUCUUGGAGAUCGUCAAAGUUCGCUUUGGUACCACGGCCCACAUCGUUUUCACCAUCUAUGCGUUUAUCUGCGUCCUUGUUGUAUGUGGAUCUCUCUUAGUGGGAGGCGCAGCUACUGUGAACGCCCUCACCGGCAUGAACUUACUUGCUGCGUAUUUUCUUUUGCCAAUUGGCAUUGCGGUGUAUGUCGUAUUCGGCGGAUUGCGUGCCACCUUUAUCUGUGAUUGGACGCAUACCAUCAUUCUAUUCGCCAUCAUUUACACCUUUGUAUUCCGUGCAUACGGGACAUCAUCGGAGAUCGGCAGCGUAGCUCGAAUGUAUGAGUUACUCACACAAGCUGCAAUUGAUGUGCCCGUCCCCGGGAACGCAAAUGGAAGUUAUAUGACAAUGAAGUCGAAUCAGGGUCUCGUGUUCGGAGCGUCAGCGUUGCUUUCAGGAUUUGCGGGCGUGUUUUGUGAUCAGGGAUAUUGGCAAAGGGCAAUUGCAAGUGACCCUAGAGGAACAACUAAAGCUUAUAUGCUCGGUGGACUUUCCUGGUUUGCCGUUCCUUGGGCUUUCGGAUCAUGCCUCGGUCUGAGUGCCCGUGCGCUCCAAAGCAAUCCCUUGUUCCCGACAUACCCGUUCCCUCUGUCACCAGAGCAGACAAGUGCGGGACUCGCCGCACCGGCUGCAGCUGCCGUGCUGAUGGGAAAGGGCGGAGCUGUGGCGCUGUUAUUGGUCGUUUUCAUGGCGGUGACUUCUGCUGCUAGCGCCGAACUCAUCGCCGUAUCCAGUAUUGUGUCGUAUGACAUCUAUCGUACCUACUGGAAUCCACAGGCGACGGGUGCGGAGAUUGUUCGUGUUUCACACUACGCGAUUUGUGCAUGGGCGAUUUGGAUGGGGUGCUGGGCGACCAUACUCCACACAGCGAACAUCGACCUGGGUUGGUUGUACUACGUUCAGGGAAUAGUUCUUAGUCCCGCAGUCAUACCCAUCAUCCUCACGGUGUGGUGGUCUAAGCUCACGCGAACCGGGCUUUUAUAUGGUUCCAUUAUCGGAGCAAUUCUCGGGAUGCUGGCAUGGAUGAUCGGAUGCUGGAAGAUCAAUGGCGCCAUCACCAUCGCGAACCUCGCAUUGCCAAUAUCGGCCGUAUGCAGCGGUCUUACUGGUUUUAUGUUCUCGGGGAUCAUUACAGUCUUCGUAUCUCUUUUGAAACCUGAUAAUUACGAUUUCGAAGGGACUAGGGCUAUAGCAAUGCUGGACAGUUCGGCAAAUAACGACCCCGACUCGGACGUCGUAUCUGGCGAGAAGCGUGAAAAAUCAGAUUUCGAGGUAGGGCCUACGGAUGUUACCCAAGCGGACCCCCUUUGCCGCGAAACUCUGCAGAGGGUGUUCAGGCGAGCGGCAUGGUAUUCAUCAGCAAUGUCCGCGAUUGUCAUUCUUAUCGUUCCAUUAUCCAUGUUUUUCUCGCACUACGUGUUCAGCGAGCGGUUUUACACAUUUUGGGUGGCAUGCUCUAUCGUGUGGGUUUUCAUGAGCGGGACGUUCAGCGUUAUUCUUCCCUUGCUGGAGUCGUGGAGGGAGAUGGCAGCGAUCUUGAAGAGACUUGGACGGCUCGUGACUGCAAAGUUGUACAUAAAAUCAUGACCAAAUUUGCGGGCGAUCGACUAGUCGACCCUGUAUCGUUGUCGCGCUGCGGAAUACACCGAGAAAAUUCCCUGAUCGCCGAGCCUUGGCCAUUGCUGUGACUAGGGACAUCGUUUUUGCUGCAUGUCCUCGGUGAAUCGUUCUUCAUAUACAAAGUUUAACAGACGUUUGUAGACGUGUGUUCAAUCCACCAAGGUAAUCGUG